AUGUCUGACGCGGUCACUUUCUCCUUCCUCCCCGGCGAGAUCAUCAAGAAGGGCACCGACAUCACGCUACAAGCCAUCCGUGAUGUCGACCUGUCAUCAGCUCAGGCGGUUAUCAACAUCGUUCGCGGCGGCCAGCCCGCCAAUCUGCCCAUAGAGGUGACGGGCAAGUCAAUCCAAGUUCCAACGUCUGAUCUUGAUACCGGCGGUUACGAUCUUGUCGUCGGCGAAUUGCUGGACACGUCGGGUGGUCGAUUUGUUCGCUUGCUCGUUCGACCUCGGAUCAUCAAGGCGCCUCAAGCUCCAAAGGCGACGAGCGAUGGGCUUCGGAUCGACCAUUCCGUCAUGCUAGCCAUCGGGGAAACAACAGCCACCAGGCUGGCUCCCGGCGAGCCUAAGCCACCGGGUACUACCUAUGUUGAGAAGAUAAAGGCCGUCGAAGUCGACACCGGGAUGCCCGUCGACUUUGCUUUGGGCGAAGACGGAAGGCCGAUCGACGCCGAGGCGCUUCUGGCGGCCGUCGAGCAACGACAAUUCCAGAAGUUUGGACGCAUUCACAAGGCUCUCUGGUGGCAUAUCCAGGGUAAACCGACAGAAGAGGUGGUUGACGUUGUCGUGUGGCCCCGCAUUACGAAAUGUAUUGCCACUUCCGAGAAAAGGGGCUAUGAGGAGGAGAUGCCUGACGAGGAGAGACGGCUCCUGGGCGAAAUUCACGCGAUGCGAGAUUCAAUUGUGCAAACGUUGCAACGACUGGGCGGCGAACUUUCUGAGCUGACUAUGGAAGGUCUGUCGGUCGCCAAGGCAGACCAUGUCGGCGUGGUAUUUUUUGACGGUCAUUCUCCCAUCACCGAUUUGAGGGACUCUAUCGCGGUUGCGCGUUCAAAUCUUUUCCACCAAUUAGGCGAGACUAGCAAGAAUGUCAAGGUGGCAGUCUAUGAGGACGGCCCAAAAGAUACCACCGACCUCUCGUUUACGGACCGAUAUACGUCGAACCCGAGCGACAGCGAUCACGCAAGACUGACGUCCGCCGUGGUGAAGAAUACAAAAUCUGGGGCCCCUCACGGGCACGCUCCCGACUGCAACCUAUACUCGGCUACUAGCAGCGACAAAAAGGCGAUCUUGGAGGAGGCGGAAUAUGGGGACCUGCAGGCCGAUGACCUUCUUCACGACUGGAUGGCUCUGAAGUCGCCGUUUCCCACUAUCGUCCAUGCCGCGGGCAAUUUCUGGUACGGGGAUGCCGACAACAUCAGACCGCCCCACGAUGAGUUCGUGAACCACAAGGGCUACAACACGCUUUCCGUCGGAAACCACGACGACGAGGCCUUUAUUAUUGACGGGUCCUCGGUGUACCGAAACCCAACGUCUCCGAACGGGGACCGCGAGCUUCCCGAGCUCUGCGCUAACGGCACUGCCGUGGCGGCGGUCGGUCUCACCAAGACGGGCACCAGCUUCGCCGCCCCCGCCACCGCCGGUGUUGUUGUCCUCCUGCAGAGCGCCAACCCUGGUCUGAAAAAGUGGCCCGAAGCGUGCCGGGCCGUGCUUCUAGCCGGCAGCAACCGGCAACUGGCAAACUCGACGUGGUGGGCCGACGUGGGCUCCGCGCGUAAGGACAGCAAGGUCGGGGCGGGCGCCGUGGACGCCGAGGUCUCGCACCGAAUCGCACUCAAACGGGUGACUCGGGACGGAUCCGCAUCCAGGGGUUGGGAUGCCAAUAGUCUCCAAGACUCAGACACCGGGAGCCAGGACAAACUUUCCACGCUUCACUACUACCUGCGCGCGCCAGGGAGUCCCGUGUCGCCGUUCGACCGCCUCCGGGCUAAGGUGGCGCUCGCGUGGGAUAGCGUGGUGACGACAAAGGACGACCAGGUGACGUCGUCCCAGUUGACCACGGACCUGGACUUGCUCGUUUGGGACAGUAACAGGAACACGGCUGCCUGUUCGGCGUCCUUCGACAACAGCCACGAGGUCGUCGACUUCAACGCCGUUCCGGGCGAGACGUACCAGAUCGGGAUCCGCCAGUGGUCCGGGUCCGAAUCUGUCUGGUACGGCAUCGCCUGGACCGUUGAACAGACAUCAUGGCUGCUAGAGCGGCCAGGCAACGCCGGCUUUUCCACUAGCCUCAACAUUGCCAUGGGGACAUCGUCUAUUGGUGCUUACGAAACCACAAACAACCCGGCACUGGUCUCGGCUGCCAGCCAGAACUCGGCCUUGCUUUCGUUCGGCGCCCCCCAACCUACAAUGCCUCAGGUGGCGGUGGGUCUCAACAUGGUGGACAUGGGCAACUCGUCACCCAAUAACUGGGCCAUCCGGAUUAAGGCUUUCUUCAGUGACGUGACCGAGCAACAGUUCACGCUGCACGUCAACUCAUGGUCCGACACAAUGCUAUACAACGCCCGCGUGUCGUGGCUGAUGCUAGACCAGGCCGAGCCAGGCGUGCAGUGUGGCCAGUUUGACAGCAAUGACUACGGCACCCCUGGGACCAAGGGAAACAUCUACGAGACGGUCCUGUUCCCACGUCCCUUCAACAAGCCUCCUAUUGUAUACGUCGGUCUGAGCGGCUGGGACAUCAACGACAACUGGCGCAUCCACUGCUGGGUGGCCAAUGUGAAGACGGACAGCUUUGACAUGCACAUCGACACAUGGGGCAGCUCGGUGCUGUACUGGGCCAGUGCGACUUGGAUUGCUAUCGAUGUCGACAAGCCGGGCUGGCUCAUAGGUGAAAUGAUAGGGAAAAGCGAGUCCGCUACAUGGAGCGGUCAUGUCUCAUUUGCGAGCCCGUUCCUGCGCACCCCUGCUAUGUUCACCGCACUGACCUACUUUGAUGUCAGCCACUUUCACAACUUUCGUUUACGGUUCAAGACGGUGCCAAAAGAAGACGGGUUCAACUGGGGAAUGGAGAAGUGGCAUGACACAGAGAUUUACCAGAUCCGGGCUUCCUGGCUCGCCUUGGAGUUGUCUAACUGGCGCUUGAGGGAGGGUUGAAUGCUCUCUUGCAAAUCGGGCGAUUCAUGACCUUGGGAUGUUAACUUGACCGCAGAGACCGCUUUGUCUCUUCCCCCCCUCCCACAUAACAGUGUUAUAUCUCAGAUCGAGUCGCAUCAAUGAUCAUUGCUUGCCUAGGUACUGUAAACUUAAAACCUGGUAAUAAUAACAGCAUGACUUUUGUAGCUCAUAGUAUAAUUCUCUGUUAAUUUUAUGCUCUUUCCACUUCCUCUUGAAAA
This is a messenger RNA of Durotheca rogersii, 3218 nucleotides long. RefSeq lists its product as uncharacterized. The record is from RefSeq and is a predicted model, not a curated record. Gene Ontology annotation, molecular function: serine-type endopeptidase activity; N-acetylgalactosamine binding; polysaccharide binding. Lineage: Eukaryota; Fungi; Ascomycota; Sordariomycetes; Xylariales; Xylariaceae. Gene Ontology annotation, biological process: cell-cell adhesion; proteolysis. Gene Ontology annotation, cellular component: cell surface; phagocytic vesicle; protein complex involved in cell adhesion. The transcript has 3 exons. Bases 1 to 2979 code for a protein of 992 amino acids.